Porites lobata is the source of this 23762-nucleotide messenger RNA. The record is from the annotation of a GenBank genome assembly. Lineage: Eukaryota; Metazoa; Cnidaria; Anthozoa; Scleractinia; Poritidae.
AUGGAAGGGUUUGAUGCGUCCAACGAAAACGUCGAAGUGGAACUUCAAAGACAGCAGUUUGUUAAAGAAAAAAAUGACAUCGUUUGUGGCUUUCUCAAAGAAAAGGAAAUUAUAGAAAUUAUGCACAAGGAAGAAGUAGACGAUCUCGUGGCAAGGCACGAGCAAGAGACGGAAUUGAUGCGAAAAGAAUUUCAAUUAGAAAAACAGGACCUGUUGCAAGGAUUUCAAAAACAACAGGUGGAAAACGUAAAUGAGUUUAAGCGUGAGAGGGAAAAUUAUGAAAGGAAAACAGCGGUUAAUUUUCAGUCGAGAGAAAGGAAUCUCGAAAUGAAAUACAAAGAGGAAAAGCUAAAGAUGAGGAGAGAAUAUGAGGAAAUUAUUGCCGAAAAAAACGAAGAAAUAAAAAUGAUACGAAGGGAAUUGCUCCGUGUUGAGCAUCAAGAAAAUUUAUCUGUUAGACACUCCCUGGACAGUGAUGUUUAUAUUACAAAAAUUGAACAUAACGAGGAAUUAGAACGACUAGCUGAAAAAUUUAAUGUUGAAAAGUUAGAACUCGUUAGGGAAUUUGAUAGAGACAAAGCGAAGCUUGUACAAGUGUUUUCAAACCAGGCGGAGCGUAUGAAUUCAAACUUUGAUCACGUAAAGCAAAGAAUGCAAGAAGAUCAAGAAAAGGAGCUCGAAUUUAAACUAGAAAUUACAGAAAAGUUGCUUUCUGAAAAGUUCGAACUCGAGAAGAAAAGAAUGCUUCAGCAGUUUGAGCGCGAAAUGAAAGAAUUACAGGAAAGUUUAGAGUUUGGCUAUAAUGAGACACUUCUUGAGAAAAACCAGACCAUCGAUGAUCUUGAGCAAGAAAAAAGGAGAUUGCUCAAUGCAUUACAUACUGAAAGAUUUAGUCUAGCCAGAAUUUAUAACCGUGAAAUGUCUUUACUUACAAAAUCAGAUCAAAUAACCAAAGAAGACGUCGAAGUUGCACUCAUCGAUGAAACUGCAAAACUGAAACAGCAAUAUGAGGAUGAAUUAAAUAAAAUGGAGCAACAACAUAGGCAGAAGAUUGAAGUGAUUAAAAGGAAGCAAAGACCAUUUCGAGAAUCAGAGCUUGAACAUCGCAAAGAAAUCGAGAAGUUGAAGAAAGACUUCGAAAACGAGAAGGGACGUUUGGAAGCUGAAUUCCGGAAGGAGCAGUUUAAUUUGUUGAAGAGUUUCGAGUUUGAGAAAAAUGACCUGCAACAGGAAUAUGAAGGAGUUAUAAAUGAAAAAGAAUUGGAAAUGCAACAGAGGGAAAGUGAUAUGAGGCAGCUCUAUGAAGAAGAACUUGAUAGGCUAAAAUCAAUUGUCACGAAGCAACGAGAAGAGCUUGAGACCUCUAAACAGAAACUCACAGACUUAGCCGAUCAAACAGAGGAAUUUUUGAGCGAAAAGAACAGGAUAGAAGAGAAAUUUCUUAAAGAGAAUAAUCACCGCCAAAGCCUCCAGCAAACAAUGGAGGCAAAUAUCAAGACUUACGAGAGAAACAUGAAAGAAGUCGAAGCCUUUCACAAAAAGGAACUUGCCCAGCUAAGAAAAGAAAAAGAAAAGUUGCAAAAAAUUGAAAGUGAAAAGAAAGAUUUGCAAAAGGAAGUCGAUGCACUUAAAGUAAAGCUAGAGGAGGCACAAAUUGCUUCAGAAAAAGAGGCUGAGGUUGGCAGUUCAUUUGUUACAGAACCAACAGUUACUGUUGAUGGUGAAGCAUACAAAGAAAUUGAAGGGCUAAGAGUUGACGUUAAAUCCACACCAACAGAAACCAGAGAUGAAACAUUGAAAAGCGAGAAAGAAGAAAUGAAUGACUUUCUCAGAAAAAUUCCUGAAAGACUGAGGAAGUGCAUGAUCAAAGGAAAGGAGCCAAAAACGUUGGAAGAGUUUGAAAUGUCCUACAAACAAAUGAAGGAUGCCAUUAAUGAGGAAAUCGUUGAAAUUGACAAGAUCUGUGGUAGUAAAGAAAAUGGCGAGCAUGAUAUCACCAUUUUGUUUCCAGAAGAGCCAACAUUCUCUUUGAAAGACCAAAUGCAGGCUGUAGAUGACCUUUUAGGAGAAGAAAAUACUAAAGGAAAUAUUGACAAGUCUACAAAGGAGAAAAUAAACCUACAAGUGAAAGGGAUGCUUAAGAAAGUUCAUAGAUCGCAUGAGCUAGAGAAGCUAAAGCUGAAAAAGGAACAACAGCAUGAAUUCGGUAACGUAUUGAAAGAGUUGGCUGGUGAGAAGGCAGCCAAAGUUCAAGAGCCAGUAAAGGAUUUAAGGCAACUGCAGGAUACAAAUGAACGUGGGGAUCGUUCACCAAUGUGUGCUGAGAUAAAGGCCACAAAAGACAGGGGUACAUCGACAGACGAUCUUCACCAAACAAGGAACGAUAAGACUUCAAUGAGCUCUUUAGAUAUGGUAGACGAGUUAAGGCGCGAAAACGAAGGACUCAGACGUUCCUUUGAUGAACUUGAAAACGUUUUCACAAAAGAUAAGAAAGAACUAACGGAAAAACUUCAAACACAGCAUCUCGACUUUGUAAUGAGCGCAGAGGGCGAAAUAAUUGAGAAAUUACUAAAGCAGAAGUCGAGUCUUGAAGAGGCCCUCAACACUGAAAGAUUCUAUUUGAGUAGGCUAUAUUACCAGGAGAUGAAAGACGAAUUAGGAGACAUUCUUUCUAGAAGAACAGAAAAACUGAAGAGGGAAUUCAACAGUGAAAAAAUGAACCUCAUUUUCAAAUACGAACGUGACAUUACGGAUUUGCAAAAAUUGCUUUCUGAGAAAGCGGAGCUGGAAAUGAGGUUACUUCAAGAAAGAAAUGACGUCACAGCAAAGCUGCUGGCUGCACAUAAAAAGGCUUCACCUGAAAAGAGUAAGAGUGAGCGGCUUAAAGAAAAAGAGAGACUCGAAAGAGAAAAAGAAAAUCUGGAAAUUGCCAUUCCGCUUAAGAAGGAAAUUGCUGCGCUACAGAAUAAACGCCAUCAAGAACACGAAAAAGCUGCUGCAAAUCUCAAGGAAGCUAUUGACCUAAUAAUGGACGUCAUGGCCAGUGCUCCGCUUACCACACCAGAAGACGUUAAGCCUUUUGAUAGUCUAAGCUUUUUCAGCCAGGAUACCGCACGAUCCAAUGAAGUCUCUCCGGCGGGCAAAGUAAAUGAGAACGGUUUUAAAACACGCACACAAGCUUCGCUAUCGCAAAACGAAAUUCACAACAGGGAUGAGCUAGGAAAAGCCUUAGAGAAACUCGUAGACACUGUAGUUAGCGAGGACGAAGAGUUCACGUACGAAUCAGAGACAACGUCCGGUGCGAGUUCUGAUUUAGAGUCAGAAGAUUCAGGUACCGGCGCAUUAAACGGCGACAUUGACGAGGGAGCGUAUUCUGGGCCAGAAUCGAAUGAUGAUGAGAACACAUUGAACAUCAAGAAAAAGGAACUUGAAUUUACCUUUAACCUCGAGAGGUUCAAUCUUGGAAGACUUUAUUAUGGAGAAUACAAGGAUAGCUUGCGCAAAGCAAUGAAGAAAUUAGAACAGGCAAAAGAGGCUCUUCGCAGUAAAAGAAAGGAUUUGGAAAAAGAAAUGCGUAACGGAAUAGAAUUGGUUGUCAGCCGCACUCAUUUUGGAGAGGUUUCAACGCAAGCAUCAAAACGAGAUAGAGGAACGCAAACAGUGAAGGAAUAUAUGUUUGAGAAGAGUUCAGAGGACUUAGUGGAUGGACAGGGGCUCUACAAAGUAAAGACAACGGAAGUUACAAUGGAACCGCCGGAUGAGGAUGACAGUAGACGGACUGAUUUCCGGGAAAGCAUGGAAGGUAAGCAAGAAGACAAGACAGACAACAAAGAACAAGAAAAAGAGAAAGGCAAACCAGAAUUACUGAGCUCUCCCACUAAAGACUGUAGUCGUCAAGAAGAAAGUCAAGUUGAAAAUGGCGAAAGAGACUCCCCUGCUACUGGUAAACGCGAUCUAGAGGGAAAGGGUUCGCCCACACCCGAAGAGGACAAAUAUAGUUCUGAUGAUCUCAUUACUUCUGACGGCACGAAUCUCUCAAGAGAAAGCAAGUAUCCGGCUGUUGGACAAGACCUUGAUACUAUAACAGAAGAGCAAGAAGAGGAUGGUGAUUACGCUGGUGAAGCUCAUUUGCAAGAUUCCGAAAUCGAAGACCUGCUUUCCGUGGAGAAGAAAAGGGACAGAGACGAAGGAAUUAAAAACGACGAUGUACCGCAAGAGCAAAUGGAAAUACAAAAACCAACGGAAGAGGCAACACCCAUUUCCAGUAAACCUAAAGGGCACCAAGGAGAUGAAAAGAAGGAAAAAGGCAAAGGUGAUGACAGUGCCAUAACGAAUAUAGGAAAAACGGUUGAAAAACUGGAUGACGAGAAAGGAACAGACGCGGACGACGGAAUUUCUUCGAAAGAGGGAAUUUCCGAGAAGGCAAAAGAAGUAAAGGAUAAAUCUGCUGAUGGCAAGGAAGAUAAAGAUACCAAGGGCAGUCCUAUCGCGGAAACAGACGUCGUAGGGGACGAGGACAUGAGCACCAUCCAAAACACAUCCCAAGCAGAACCAUACAAUGAAAUAAAAAGGUACAAAGAGGAUCAAUCCGGUGAUGAAGGGGGAGAUAAAAAUGCCGAACAGGAAAUUCCAGUCGAAAUUGAUGGUGAGCCUGGAAUUCCAGAUGCAGAUGAAAAAAUUACUUCGCUUAAAUUAAAAACAGAUAAAGAGUCACCAGAGGCAUCAAUUAGCCAGGAAGAUGAAAAAAGUGAUGGAGACCUCAUCGAAGGCCAGUCUACAGAAGAGAAAGAAAAAAAGCCAAAAAAGAAACAAAAGGGAAUUGCCAACGUUAUCAAAGGAGACAGUUCUGAAGAAACGGACCAUCUCGACGGGAUUCUAACAGGGGGUAUCAACGGUCAUCCCAGGGAAAAAGACGAAGAAAGUUCACCAGAAGGCCACACUAGUGAAGGAGAGAAAAAUGUAGAAGUUAAUGAAAAACCAAAAGAAAAGAAAAAAAGGAAAAAGGGAAGAGGAAGGAAGGCAGGUAAACACAGCAAAGAAGACGAAAAAGAAGACAAAGUAGAAGAAACGGACGAGGAAGACCACAUGAAUGUUAAAGGAAGAGAAUCUCCUAUCAGCAACCAAGAUCUUAUUGAGGAGCUAACAGAAAAUAACAAAAUAUUGCAAGAUAAGUUCAGUCUCUUGUGUGAAUUAGUGGGCAAAGGAUUCGUUGAUGAAAUCCCAGAACUAACCGAUGAAAAUUACCGGAUAUGCCCAGACAAACCACUAGACAGCGUACACGAGUUAUAUACCGAGAAGGAACAGCUCGCAAAUGAGAUUCAAAAAAUAGAUUUGCAGAUAAAAGAGCUUGCGGAAAAUGGCAGUGAUACGAUAAAAGAGCUCAACGAAGACUUGGACAAGAAGGAACUGGAACUAAUGCAUUCCUUAGAAGAAACUGAAAAACAUCUUAAGAGGGACGAAGACAAGAAGCUUGUGGAACACCUACUAAAAGAGAAAGAGGACGUGUGCACUAAACUGGAUGAAAUUAAUAACAUUCUAAAUGAGAAGAAAGGGGAAAUGGAAGAUUUAAGAAGUCAUGAUGGGCAUACCGUGCCUGGUCUUAUGUACAGGAAAGAUGUGCUGAGAGACGAUUUAACUGAAAAGACACGGGAACUGAAUUCUAGUAGAAAACUGUUAGAAACAGCGAGUCAAGAAUCAGAGAAAGAAAAACAACAUUUGGAAAACUCCUUAAACAGUUUGAAUGUUCAAUUUGCCGCUUUACAAGAAUUUACCAAUUCUAGCCAUGGCAACUCCCAUUUAAGAGCAAGGCCAAUGAAUAAAUGGGUACCACCCGAAAUCGAGCAUUUGCUAAAUAGCAAAGCGGACGCAGAGCAUGAAAUAGGAGAGCUAGAUAAGAAGAUCGAGAAAGCAGAAAAUGAAGACAACAAGUAUCACAGAGUGUUAGAGGAACAAACAGAUAGGUUAAAGCCAUUUUACAGGAAAAAAGCCAGACUUGAGAAGGCUUUAAAAUUUGUUAAUCAACCAAGUGACGGAACCGAAGACCUGCCAACUAGAACUGUUGUAGAAAUAACAGAUGGUGCAGACGAUGCUGGUGAAAAAACCCAAGACGAGUUACUUAUGGACGGAAAUAAAGUAAAUGUUCCAGAUCAAUACAGCUCUAAAAACCAGCGAAAGAUGGAACUCGAAUAUCAAAUUGAAGAAUUGAAUGCUGCUAUCAGGACUAUCGGGAUUUCAUUUGGCCUCGAUUGCGAACUCGCCGAGGAGAUCCCCACAGUUGAGAAGCUGCAAAUGAUUCAUGAAGCAAAGACGAAAAAAGAAGAAGACUUGCAAGUUCUCGAAGCUGAAAUUAUUGACGAACAAAAUAACUUAAGAAAAGGUAGUUCCGUUGACCCUGAACAACUCAUUGAAAAGUUUAAACAAAAUGAGAAGUUGAAGAAAAAUAUUGCCAGAUAUUUGGAUUCUUCAAAGUUAGCGGAGGGAGAGCACAACGAUGUAAAACAGUUACAAAGUAUAGUUUCUUCGAAGGAUAGCCUCGAAGAACAGGCUCAUUUGCUAGAUAGGCAGAUAUGGCAAGAACAGAGCAACUUUCUUGAGGCGUUUCAGUUCAAGAGGACCGGAAAGGUGAAUGCUGACUGUGGUUCUAAAAUCAAAGAGCUCUUAGACACCAAAGACAAGUUAGUGGAAGACCUAGACAAUACCAAUGAAAAAAUACUGAAAAAUAUAAGUACUGGUGGCUUGAUGGGAACCCACGCUCAAGGUUUAGAGGAGUGUGUAGAGAGGAAGGUGAAACUGGAAGAGGAAAUUGCCAGACUACAGGAUCACAUUGCCGAUGAACCUGGCAGAGCAGCUGAGAGCUUAGUCAAUAUCAUUGAAAAGAAAUCGGACGUCAGUAAAGAUCUGAAAGGCGCAAAACGAAAAGAUGCAGAUGAAUUAAGUAGGGUGCAAAUAGAAAGUAUCGAUGACUAUUGCCGUUACGAUCCAAAAGAGGUAAACGAUACCUUUACCCACGCAAUUUCAACCCUCGGAAAAGAAUCUGCGCCUAUAAUAGGAUGGGAAGAACUUCGUCAAAAACAACAUGAAAUGGAAGUAGUCCUCAAAGAGAAAGCAGAAUGCCUAAUUAGAGCAAAUAGAGAAGGAAAAGACCCGAGUAGUGACGAAGAGGUGGUCGAAAGCGUCAUUAGAGACAAAAUAUCAGUGGACAAGAAACUUCAAGAGGUUCUCGAGGAAAACAAUAGCAAGGAGGCAGUCUUUCCACCACAGGAAAUGAAGGAAAACGAGAGCAACCAAAGGUUACAAAUGGCAGACGUGAAUGAUAAACGUGAAGAAAUGGAAGAUAAUCUUUCUAUGAAUGAGUAUCAACUAAACACUCUAUUGCAGAGCGCGGGGUUGAUUGAUAAUGAUGUACAGAAGUUAGAGUCUCUUGUUGUUGAAAAAGUCAAACUCGAAGGAGAACUUGAAAGAUAUCAGUUGCUUCAAGACCUGUUCCUCAAGAAGAAAUAUUUACAACAAAAACUUUGUAAUGAACAGCAACAGAGUGAUGAAUGCCAAAGAAACGAAGAGCUGAGGAGUGAGUUGGAAAAACUGAAUGCGCUUAUCGAUCGACGAGAAAAUGACGUAGAGAAAAUAAAGACUAAGAAAAACGUCACUAAGGAAAAAGUCAAGCACCUUGAAGAUGAAAAAGAAAAGUUGAAUAACAAGUUGAAACCUCUCACGGAAAGUAUCAUUAAAUUAGCAGGAGAAGUACAGGUACGCUUAGAGGAUGCGAAGAAAAAACUAAACGAACACGAGAAAUGCGCUGUUGAAGAAAGGCAAGCACUUCAAAACGAAUUAGAGGCCCUUCAAGACGAAAUUGACAGGUGGAGCAAAGAGGAGAAGGAAGUGGACAGAGAAUUGGAAAGUAGAAAGAACGGAUUAAGUGAAAGGAAUGGGAACCUGUUAGAUCUUGAGAAGUUGCUUAUUGAGAAGGAAAGUUUAAGAGAAUAUCUAACCGAAAUUGAUGCAACACUUGACAAAACCGAAAUGGAUACCGUCGAGCAGGCGAAUGUUACAAAUGCCCAAGAAUUGUCAGAAAGAAAGAAGGAGUUAGAGAGAAAGCUGGAAGAAAUCAGAAAUAAAAAGUUAAAGAUGGAUGUUGAAUUUGAAACGGAUGAAAUAAGCGAGGCAAUGAAAGAACUCUUCCAAACAAUGGAGAAUCUAGAAGUAAGGGAAAGAGAAGUUUCUGACCAGAUACGUGAAUCGGGAAUUUUAGGCAAGCUGGCGGAAAGAAGAAAAAAUGGCGAGAACAAAGUAUCACGUUUCUUUAUCUACGGUAUCUUGGAAGCGAUGGGAAGGGAUGAAAAGACAGUAACCGAACUAUUAAAAGAAAAAGAAGAGUUGAAAAAUGCUGCCCAAAAAGAGAGAGACAACGUUAAUGAAGAGAUGGCAUUGCUGAAAAGUAAAGUUGGCAAAGAUCUCGCUAACGCAUUAAUACCAGCUUCUAUAAAAGCACAAACAGACAAAGAAAGCGAUUCCCUGUCAGCAAUAGACGAGAUUGAAAGUAGAGAAUUAACCAUAAGUGAUUUACUCAAAAAUUUUGAGGUGGAUAAUAAGCAGCUAAGGCUGAUUAACGAUGAGCUAAGCUCGGAGUUAGAAUCUCUUAAAAAUAAAAUUGGAGAGGAAUUAGCAAACGAACUCGGUCAGUAUCUACCAGAUAAACAUUCGCCAUUUUCCGACCUUGUUAGUGUGGUCCAACAGGAUGAAAAGACGUUGGAAGAUAUACUGCAAGAACAGAAUGAGAAAAUGCACGCAAUAGAAGACUCAGUCGGGAAAGAUCUCCUCAGCUCAAUUUUGUGGAUGAAAGACAACCCUCGCAGAGUAGAUGAUGUCGAUACUCCAAGGAUGCUAAUGACCCCUUCUAUAAUGAAAGAGUUUGACGAAGAUCUCGAAAAUGUCAUUGCUGUUUAUGAAAAGGAGCUCAAUAGUCUGUCUUGUAAGAAUGAUUUACUAAAGGAAAGGCUGGGCGAGGUCCUUCUACAGGACAUCCUUAGUUUAAGAAAAAACACUGAGAAGCCUGUACUAGCAUAUGGGACAGCAGCGGAUCCUUACUCGGAUGGCACGGUGAAUGAACAUGAACUUUGCACGCUUAAUAAAGAUAAAGACGUAUCAGGAUUUAACGCUGAUCAAGGCGCUGUCAAACUACCAGGAGAGGAAGUUAAUGGCAUCAAUGUUAAAAUAACUGAUCCGGAAACAGGUGGACGAGAGGAAGACGGCAUUGAGCACCAAGAUGGACUAAGAAGGGGAAGCACACUGAAGGACUCAACGGAUGUCAAACUAAUGCCAAGGCAUCAACAAGAGAGACGACGAGAAGUCAAAAUGCGAGGCAGCGACUUAAGGAGAGGCUCUGGGCCGCUUUCAAGUUAUGUUGAAAAUAAAACUCCACCCAAACUUUAUUACAUGUGUUUGCCACACUUCACUUACCCACUUGAACAGAACGUUUCUGCUUCAGCAGACGAGGAAAAUGUCCAAGGAUACUUAAGAGCACCAAAGAUAAUGGAAGCUAGUGGCAAAACCCUUGGGGACGUUAUAGCCCAGUAUGAAAGCGAUCUUCAGCGAAUAUCGAAAGACUUGAACCCAGAAAGUUACGUCAGAGAUUCUGAUACGAGUACGGACGUGGAGGAUGCGAUUUCUUCUCCAACACGACAAAGACGAACAAGUGCUACCCCACUGAGCACAGUUGAUACAUCUGACGGUACAAUUCCCAAUGACAUUGUUGAAAUUGACAUGAAAUUGCAAGGUAUUGUUGAAACCCAAGACAACAACCUAGGAAUGCUUCAACUCCUGAAAGAAAGACUUGGGGAAGAUCUUGUUGAUGCCCUGAUAAUUGAAACAGAUCACCCUAUAGAAGAUGAUGUUCAGACUAAUGGCAAGGUAGAUGCACUUAAAAUACCUGAAAAUAUAGAAUGUGGUGAGACAACUUGUAAAGAAUUGGUAGGAGAGCCACCAGACAAAGAUGCCAGCACAGAAAUGGGAAAACAUUCGAGUGGCCACGUAAGGCUGAGAAAAAUAUCAAAGGCCUCAAUAGACAAACCAAAGGGAGAAUCGACAGAGCGGAAAGAGGAGAAGGCAAGUGUAACGAAAAUAAAGGCACCCAAUAUUGUUCUUGAAAAUAAAACAACCUUAGGUGACGUCAUAGCAUCUUACGAGAGGGUGUUGGAUUCAUUGCAGUCUAAACUGGGGCCAUCUCUGACUAGAACAUUGGUUACAAUGCAAGACCCGACUGCUCUAGAACGGGAAGACGCACAUAACAAGGAGAAGGCAAGGAAAACAGAGGAAAAGACUUCAGAUCAAUACGAUGUAAAAGAACAUGAGAAACAAACAGUAGAUGAGCAGGCUAAAGAAAUUUCUGAAAAAAUAAUGGAAACAUUGCCAGAGUGUGGAACUGGUACGGGAGAAAGGACCACUCAAACAUCACUAAGAGCCCCUGAUAUCAUGGAAACAAGUGGAAAGACUCUUGAAACAAUCAUUGAGGAUUAUGAAAAACUAAUUGAAAUAGAACUUAAGCAAAUGGAAAAUGAAGUAACUACAUUAAAGGAAAGGCUGGGAAGCGAUUUGUAUAAAUCAAUUAUAAACACGAAAAACAGGGACGACGACGUAGCUGUAUCUGACAGAGCAGUUACUUUCCCAAACCAAAAUGAAACGUACUGCGUAAACCCAGAGGCACUUAAAAGUGAAUCUGUAGAAGGCGAAGUUGGCGUAUCAUCAUUCGAUCUUAAAGCAAAAUCAUUACUAGAACAAAAGGGUAUGACUGUCGAGGAUAUCCUGAGAAGUUAUGAAAAGCAGCUGGAGGCGCUCUCAAAACUAGUUCCCAACGAAGAUGGGAAGAGCGAUUCCAUUGCGGACCUCGUUUCCAGCUACCAAGACAAGAUUGACGACUUAGAGAGCGAAAACAAAACCUUUUCAGAUCGAAUUUCGAAACUAUCUGAACGUAUAGGACCAGACCUUGUGGGUAAAUUAGAAUGCAUGGAAGAUGAAGACUACGACGUUAGAGCGAAUGACGGCCUCAAUGCACCAAUAGUUAUGAGAAAAGAGGACAAAACGCUGGAGAAUGUGGUAAGGAAUUACGAGAAAGAGCUCAGUGUUUUGAAAAACAUGCUUCCAACUGAAAGCGAAGAGAUGAGUUCUAUUUCUGAUAUUGUCAAAGAGUAUGACGACAAAAUUGACGAUCUAAAGAACAGAAACAACGGCCUACAGAAAGAAUAUGACAGACUUGUCGGGAAAAUUGGCAAUGACCUCGUAGAAGACAUAUUGUCACUGAAGUUGACGGAAGCCGAAACUGAGAGAGGAGGUUUAGCUCAUUCAGAGGUAUCAGAAAAGGAAGGCAACAAUAACUUAAGGGAAUCUGGUCGACUGAAUGCCCCUUUCAUCAUGGAUAAAGAAGACUCGACUCUAGAACACGUUUUGGAAACAUACGAGAAAGCGCUUGGAAUACUUCCUUGCUCACGAUGUGAAGAUAAUAGGUUUGGUAUUAACCAAAUACGCUCCCUUGAAGAACUCGAAAGAGAGAACAAAAUUUUCAGAGACGCUUUGGGUGGCGGACUAGCAGCAAACCUGAUAGCGAGAGCAGACGAAGGCGUUCCAGAAAAAGGUGAACUGAAAGUUUCGUCAAAGGAAGAUGACAAUGGUGAAAACCAACUCCCCCAUCAAGAACAGAAAGAAAAUGAAGCACCUUUUUCUAAAGACGAAAGAAACCAGCUUACGGCAUUGAAAGUAAUGAAAGAGGAGGACACUACAAUCGAAAAAGUCUUAAAGAGUUAUGAAAAUGAGAUAGAAGCGUUACAUAAAUUAUUUCCCAGCGAGACAAAUGAAGCUUCAUCAGUGUCUGAUUUAGUAAAGGACUACGAGGAUAGGAUAGAGGAACUGGAGAAUGAAAAGGCUACUCUCUUAGACUUGCUGGGCGAACUUACCAACACUAUUGGUCCAGGGCUUAUGGAUGAACUGCAACAUCUAAAUACAAGUGACAACGGACGCGAAGAGACACAAUUGGGAGGGGAACAGCGUUCCGAUCUAGCGGCACCUAAGAUGAUUAGAAGUGAAGACAGAACGCUGGAAGAAGUUUUGAAAAUUUAUGAAAAUGAGCUUGCUGCUCUACGAGAAUUGACGCAGAACCAUGGAGAUAUGGCCAGUUCCCUUUCAGAUAUUAUUAAGAGUUACGAAGACAAACUGAAAGACCAUGCAGAAGAAAUCACUAUAAUAGAAAACAAGUUCUUUGAGCUGGAAUCAAAGAUUGGUACUGACCUUGUGGACGAACUUGGUAAACUGGAAAUAAGAAAAGCUGAAAAGGGCAACACCUUUCUCAAAGCGAGCGAGAAAGGGGACAGAAUUGGCAAGAAAGAGGCAGUAAAGCUAAGAGCUCCUGAUGUCAUGAUUGAGAAGAAAUUACCUUUGGAAGACAUUCUGGCAAUUUACGAGGAAGACCUUUGCAGCCUUAAAAGAGAAAACAAAAUAUACCAGGAAGGCCUUGGUCAGAGUAUUGCUGAGGAGUUGCUAGAAUUGGCAAAGAAAGAAGAACGUUCUCGUUCUGAGAAUUUUGAUCAACAAGGUAGUAACACUGGGGAAGACUCGGAACUUAACACGACGCUGAAGGAAAGUAUCAGGGACAAUGCGACGAGUGCAAUGAAAACUGAGGAAGAAGGUUAUGAACUCGUGCAGCAACCAUCUAAACAAGACGCUGCGUGCGCAGUAAAAGGUGAUGCACCUUCAGGUACAGGUGGAUUACAAGCUAUGAAUCUCUUGAGAGAGGAAGGUAACAAUAUUGAAAGAAUACUAAAUAUUUACGAAAAAGAGAUACAAGCACUAAGAAGGCUGGCAUCUGAAGGAACUGGGGAGAAAAUGUCUGUUUCAGACCUAAUCAGAGAUUAUGAAGAUAAAAUCAGUGAUUUGGAAAUGAAGAACUCGGUGUCUAAGGAAAAGUUAAACCGACUUGAAAAACGAGUGGGUCAGGACCUAUUUUACGGUCUGGAGAAUAUGCAGUCAGGAGAGAAAUCACAAGGAGACGAAAAGUAUGACGCUGGUAAAAAGUCUGAUUUAGAAGCACUAAACAUGGUCAUCAGUGAGGAUAGAAACUUGGAGAACGUCCUAAAAAGUUAUGAGAAGGAACUAUCAGCUUUGAGGAAACUCCUUCCCAUCCAAAACGAUGAAGGAAGAUCAAUGUCAGGUAUCGUCAAAGAAUAUGAAGAUAAGAUGGAAGAAAUGAGAAGAGAAAAUGAGCGUUUUGAAAGUGAACUCAAAGUAUUAGAGGACAAGAUCGGAGCUAAUCUUCUUGGCGACAUCAAGACCACCAGUCCAAGCGAUGCUGACUCAGGGGAAAACGAAGAAGGACCCGACAUUUUAGGAGAACUACAAGCUCCAACAAUAAUGAAAGACAACGAUCUGACUUUGGAAAAUGUCAUUGCUUCUUAUGAAAAAGAUAUCGAGGACUUGUCAAGUGAGAACAAAGCGUUGAAGGACAAUCUUGGCCCAGGACUUGCCCAAAUGCUGCUAAGUUCGGCAGGUAAGAAAGAACGACUGGCCGUAACUGGUUAUUUUGCACCCACUGAUACAUGCAAAGUUGAUGACAAAGUUAUAACAGAAGAGAGAGAAAGCCAGAAACACGAUUUUGAAGCUGAGGACAAGCAGGACGCAAGUGACAUUAGAGGUCGGCCACUUGACAGAAAUAAUAACAAUGAAAUAAAAUUUGGUACAGAUUUGCCUCCUCGAGUUUUUAAAGCCGAAUCUCUUAUAAAAGAUGAAGGGAAGACAAUCGAGAACAUCCUUCGAGACUACGAAAAUCAGCUUGAGGUCCUUACAGAAACAGAUCCUGACAAUAGGGAGGAAUUUAUUUCAAAACAAAUGACAAAGCAUGAGGAUGUUAUCGAGGGUUUGGAAAACAAAAACAAUAACCUCGUUAAAAGGCUGGAAAAUUUAGAGAAGACAAUUGGAAUAAGUCUUUUGAACGCAGUGGAGAAGAUAGGUCUUGAAGAAACUGAAAAAUUGAAAGACAAUUGUAAUCAAGAAAUGGACGAUAAUUUAAUGGUUCCAGAAAUUAUGAAAAAGGAGGGAAGAACGUUAGAGAAUGUAAUAAAGGCAUACGAGAGGGAGCUCGAUGUUCUGAGAGAUUUUAUUCCAAGAGAGGAUGGAAAUAGAGGCGCUAUUACCGACGUGGUGAAGGACUACGAAGAUAAAAUAAAUAAACUUAAAAGAGAAAAUAAGCAAUUGACAGCUGACCUUGGAAGCCUAGAGGAAAAAAUUGGUCGUGAUCUUGUUAACGAUAUCAAGAUGCUGGAAGGAACUGUCAUCGUUGAAACUGAGGCCAAAGAGCUGAAGGCAGGUGAGUCCCAAAAAAACUUAAAGGUCACUAAAAUCAUGGAAGUUAAAAGGUCAGCGUUAGAAGAUGUGUUGCAAACGUAUGAAGAUGCUCUUGCAACAUUCUUAAGCGACGCGUCGAACUUCAUUGAUGGCCCUGAAGGUAUUGUUUAUGACCAAAGCAGCACAAUGAAUGAGCUAAAAGAAGAAAACGAUAUCCUUAAAAGAACUGUUGGACCUGCUCUUUCACAAAAGCUAAUAAAUAUCGGAAAAGGUGGUGCUGCAGCUACCGAAGGCGAGAAGAAGAUCUCUAAGAAUGAUACUAAUGUCCAAGAUGAACUUGACGGCAUCACAGAAUUAGAAACAGGCGUAAAACAACAGUCUCCUGCGCAGAAUAAAAAAGAGAAAUUUAAAGUUGAAAGUCUUGUGAGAGAAGAAGGAAGAACUAUAGAGAAUGUUUUAAAGACCUAUGAAGAAGAACUUGAGACUUUGAAGUCAGUAGUUCUUGACGACACAGGACAAGCAGCGGAAACGUUCUUAGACCUGAUAAGAAAGUAUGAAGCCGAGAAAGAGAAACUUGAAAGGACAAACAAGAGCUUGAUAGAGAAGCUAGAAUUCCUGGAGAAACAUAUUGGCCCUGACCUGAUCAACGACAUAGAAAAUAAACGAAACGUUUCUUUGAGAGACAACAGAAGCGAGAUAAACGCUCUUGCACUUAUGCAAGAGGAAGAAAGAACCCUGGAAACCGUAAUAAGAUGUUACGAGAAGGAACUCGAUGCGUUACGUAAAAUGAAUGUUAGCCAAAAGAAGGAAGGGGAUGUCUCAAUAUCAGACCUUAUCAGUGGCUACGAAGGCAAACUAGAUGAUCUCAAGAACGAAAACAAGUUACUUAAAUAUGAUUUGCAUAAGAUGAAAGACAAGCUUGGUAGCAACCUUGCCGAGCAUAUCAUGGGACUGGAUGAUAAGGCGGAAAGCGAAGCCGAGGCAGAAGACAAAGAGGAACGGAUGGCCUCAUAUGGCUCGUUAGAAGCUGCAAACACAGCAGCAGACGGGACACAUGGAGAGGAACUGCACGAGGUAGUGGGAGAAAAGAAACGUUUACUGACCACUGGAAGCCAGGAGAAUGACAACAAAGUGCCAGUCUCAGAUGACUUAAAAGCGAAAAAUUUAAUUAGAGAUAAGGGGAUGACAAUUGAAAAUAUUUUAAAGAACUACGAACAACAAAUUGAAGCCCUUUCUAAACUAACUUCACAAGAGAAGGAUUCGAGCUAUACCAUCGCCGACCUCGUGACAAAUUACGAAAAGAAGAUCGAAGACUUGAAAGCAUCAAACAGCGUCUUAGAAGAAAACAUGGGAAUCCUCACGGAGAAAAUCGGAAAAGACCUCGUGAAAGCCCUCGAAGGUGAAUUGGGGAGUGAUGAAGAAAGAGAUGGAUAUAGGGAUUCGGGACAGCAGCAAGAAGACCGUUCAAGGUCAAGGUGGAAAGCAUUUCAGAAGAUCAAAGAAGAUGAAAAGACCCUAGCCGACAUCAUAGAAAACUAUGAGGAUGACUUAGAAAGAUUGAAAAGAGAAAAGGGUGCUAUGGAGGCUUUGCUUAACAAUGAAAAAGACGGACAGUCUGCCCUUGACGUAAUAUCCCAAUAUGAGGAUGAAAUUCAUUGUCUCAAGGACACUAACAAGGAGAAAGAAAACAAAUUAUCGACAUUAAUUGCAAGAAUCGGUGAUAAUCUUGCUACGGACAUCCUCACUCUUCCUCAAGGCAAGGAACCAAUCGGCAGUUGUUCUUUAGAGGCGCUUAGAGUUAUGGCAUUACAUGGUAAGCAGCUUUUUGCCGUUUUAAUUGAGUACGAAGAUGACCUCAUGAAACUUACAAGGGAAAACAAGACCCUUAAAGCUGUCGCGAUUAAAGACGAAGUAGACGGGAAAACAGUUACCAGUCUUGUUUCGGAAUACGAAGACAAGAUUCAAAAGCUAAUAAAGGAGAAGAACGAUUCCGAGUUCAGUCUUCGUAUGUUAACUGAGAAGAUAGGUGAGCCUUUGGUAAAUGAAAUAACCAAUACAUGCAACGAAGAUAAGCCCACAUCUAUUAAUGCUGUUAAGAUUAUGAAAGAUGAGAGCAAGUCCCUUGCUGACGUCAUAGAGAAAUAUGAAAAUGAACUUGCUAAAUUGGGCGCAAUAAGAGAUCUGGCCACCGAAGAUCCAGAAACGAAAUCCUUUAUAGAAAAGAUUUCAGAGUAUGAAGAUGAAAUUUCUCUUUUGACUAGAAAAAUAAAAGAGCAGACUUUGCUGGAAAAGAAGGUAGGCAUAGAGUUUUCAAGACAGCUGACAGCGUUGGCCAAAUGUGGAACAGGGGAAAGCAAGGAGGCUGUUUCUUUGAAAGCAGUGGCAAUAAUGGAAAGGGAAAAAGAGUCGACAGUCGCAGAUGUUUUAAAGGAAUACGAAACAGAUUUGGAAAAUAAAAAUCAUGAGAUAUCUGUACUAAAAGAAUUAAUAUCAAGUGAUAUGCUUGAGAUAGCAGCAUCUCAAGAAAGCGAAAUACAUGAGCUGAAGAAAGUAAAAGAAAUUCUGGCCAAUGAUCUUGAUGUAAUCACCGAUAAAGUAGGCAAGGAGCUAGUGAGAGAAAUUCUCAAAAAAUCGUCUGGACAACCAGAGUUCGAAAAAGACAAAUUGUAUCGAGAUGUGGUCGAAAGAAUGAAAAAGGAUGGAAAACCACUUGAGAGUGUUAUAGAGGAGUAUGACCAAGAAAUAAAACUCAUGAUGGGCAAAAACGAAGAGCUGAUUAGGAAGGAGGGUCUGCUUACCGCAAAAAUUGGUGAAAGGCUUAUCGUAGAACUUCUAAGUUCAGACGUACCAUAUAAUAGCACUGAUGUGGAAAUGAAACCACUAUUUGCAGCAUCAGAAGUGAUGUUAACCGAAAAGAAAACUUUAGCUGAAGUUGUCUUGGAUUAUGAAGAAGAAAUUGCUAAAUUAAAGAGAGAAAAUGGAGCUCUACGUGUAUUCACUGAGGAAUCUUCCCAGGACACUUCGGUCAUUGACGCUAUAACCAACUAUGAGGAACAAAUUGAGAAAAUAGGGGGCGAGCAAAGAGAAUUGAUGAAUCGAUUGCACAAAAUAACUCAUCGGGUGGGAGUGGAGUUGACUAAAGAGUUGCUUAAACUCCCGGAUGACGUCUGCGAGAGUAAACCAGAAGCUACUAGCCAGUUAACAGCAUUGACACUACUUAAGGAAAACAACUUCAGCUUAACCGAUGUACUGCGAAUGUACGAGACAAAGUUGAGAGGCGGUGAUGAAGUAGAUUUGGGGCCCUUGGUUUCUAGAAAUGUGAUGACGGAGGACAUAAAAUUUGCGCACCUUGUCCGCCUGGAAAGUGAGCCUCAAGCUAUCAUUUCAGAGGAAGGAAAUUCUGAGAUAUCUAGAUACCUGCAAGGAAACGAGUUUGAUGGGGCCAUUCCGCGCGAUGGUAACGCUUUAAAUACAGCUUUGUUGCAAGAACACGACCAAAUGAAAAUGCUUGAAAAAAUAAACGCUGCACUUUCUGAAAAGUUUGAACAGUUGUCAAGGAAAGUUGGCAAGGAAUUGUCGCAGGCGCUAAUGAGAUCACCAGAGGAUAAAGAACAGGAAGGGGAAGCAGCGAUUACAACAGCUGAAGACCUCGACGCUUUCGAUGACAUAAAUAAGGAGAGGGCAACAAUAGCUGAGGUUUUAGAAAGCUACGAGAGAAGAUUGAAAGGACCAUCGCAAAGUGACGUUGGCACACUUGGUAAUGGUCACGUCAAAGAAGAAGAGAUAAAGCCUGCUCGGUUGGUGCGUGCUAAUGAAAUUGUGGAGGAAAUCUGUGAUAUCAAUGACACAGAGAUUGUUAGUCAUUACAAGGCUCUGAAUGAGGAAGACGCUUCCGAAGUUCCGGAGUUGUGGGAUAUGGAUAUUGCGUAUUUAGUCGAAGUCGUUGAACACCCAGGGGAAUCAGUGCUUCCUAUCCCAGAUAAGGACGUGAUCCACGAGGAAGUGACGAAAGUAGAGUUACUGCAACAUGAAAGAAACCUUAGUUCUGAAAAUCUAGAAGAACUCUUUGAUAGGGAAUUCCCAGUCGAAAACAAAGGGGGUACAAAACUGACAGAAAAUAAAGCCGUGGAAGGCGAAACAAUGGGUACCUUAGAGAGAAGAAUCAUGGAGCUUGAACGGGAAUUAGAAACACAGAAACUGUUAAAGGAGAAAUAUGAAAAAGAUGUCCAUGAUCUGCUCAAAGACAUCGUUGACCUCAAAAUGCAGCAGGUGGACGGCGAUUCGAAAAACCUGGAAGAGAAGCGGAGAGAGAUACAAGAAGAGGUCGAUCUGAAGCAGGAUAACAAGCGGUUGCAUGAAGAAUUGGAAGAUGAAAAGCAGAGGCGAUUGUCCAUGGAAAAAAUCAAAGGCGAUUUGUCAGAAAAGUUAGACAGUCUGAUCAAAGAAAAUGAGUUGCUUCGCAAAAAGCAGAGCGAUGCUCAGAAUGUGUCCGAAAAUGAACGCGCUGAGGAAAUCUGUCACAUUGGUGAGACAGAAAUGGCUAGCGAUUACAAUAUUUCCCAAAUUGAUUUAGAUCAAAACGACGAGAAGGAAACUGACAGCCGUGCGUUUACAGAAUCAAAUGACCUGGAACUUAUUUCACUACAAAGGCUUACUCCAGAGUCGCCCGUGAGUAUCGAGCACCCUGUCGAGUUGUUGGUUGACACCGAAAGACACCCACUUGAAGACAAAGUAAUAAAAGUAGAGUUGCCAGAGUAUAUGGAUACCUUAAAUCCUGACUUUGUGAAAAGCCUUUUAGGAAACGACUUUCAAUUGGACGAGUCAGGGAGUGUCUGCGAAAUAUCAGACUCGAAAACGAAAGAAAGUAAAGGCGAGUUUAGGGGAGGAGAAAAAAUCGAGACCUUUGAGAAAAAGAUAAAAGAGCUUGAACAGGAACUACGAAACGAAAAACGUCUGAAGGAGAAAUAUGAAAAGGAUAUUCAGGAUCUGUUGCACGACAUUGUCGAUCUAAAAAUGAAAGAAGCGGAAAACGACGAAGAAAGCCCUUCUGAGACGCGAACCAAGAUACGGGAAGAUGUCGAACUAAGCCUGAAUAAUAAGCGGCUGCAAGAAGAUUUAGCCAAAGAAAGAAAAAGAAGGCUAUCCAUCGAAGAAAGCAAACGGGAUUUGCUAGACGAGGUGGACACUUUAAUGAGAGAAAGGGAGGUAUUUCUUCAACAGCAGAAUGAGACAAAAAUGGACGGGAAACUAGUGGAGGAGAUGAUCAGUUUAAGAAAGAAAAUUGGAGAGCUGGUUACAAAGAACAAAAAUUUAAACAAAGAAGUCGAAGAACUCAGAGAAUCAAUAAAGGAAAUGGAAGUAUGCCACGAAGAGGAGAAAAGUCGGCUGCUGAUGAAUUUCGAGACAGAAAAGUCCGCUAUGAUGGACGAGCUAGUGACGUCAAAAAGCGAGCUUGAAAACCAGUUACAAGAGUUACUUGCAAUGAAUGACGAUCUUAAAAGAACCAUCAAAAGUCUUCUAGAGGAGCUAAAGGAAUCAAAUGAAAAGCUAGUAACAGAAGGAGAGAAACAUGACAAAAAGUUAUGCGAGGAGAUCAAACAGCACCAUGCAGAGCAAGUCGGAGCAGCAUUGCUAGAAGAAGUAGGAGAAAAGGAUACAAAUGCAGCCCACGAAAGAAUGAAAACCGGAAACUUAAAAGAACAACUCGAUGAGACGGAAAAUGCCCUGCAACAAACGUUAAAAAGGUACCAAGGAGAAAUUACGUCUUUGGAGACAGAAAGAGUUAAGAGCGACGAUGAAUUACGACAAGAAAUCGAGAUUUUGAGAAACAAGCUUGAACUGUCGAAAGACUCAGCCGAGCAGCAAAGAAAAGAUUUUGAAAACGUUCUUGCAAAAGAAAAAGAACGCAUAAAGGAUGAAUUGGAAUUAGAACUAGCACGGGAGAAGAGGAGACUGAAACUUGACUUUGAAGAUAGAGAAGACACUUAUGGCAGAGAAAUAAAAAAGCAUUCAACAGAUCUCCAAGAGCAAGAAGAGAAGUGGAAUAAAGAAAGAGAGGAAAUGCAAGAACUCUUCCGCGUAGAAAAAGAGAAAUUACAGAAAGCUUUUGACGAAGAACUAAGAAGUAAAAUGGCCGAGAAAGAAGAGCAAAACAGACGAUCAAACGAGCAGAUAAACCGUGAGUUUGAGAAAGAAAAAAUGGAGAUCAAGGCAACCAUCGAGAAAAAGAUUUACGAGCAGCUAAUUGACAAAAAUAUUGCAGCGGAAACAGACUUUCGUGAUGUCCUUUCCAAAAUCCUACAAGAACAUUCUAAAGAAAUCGAGGGGGUAGAGGACGAUAUACGAAAAGCCGAGGAAAGGUUUCAAAAAGACAGAAACAGGCUAAUUGAGCAAACUGAUAAGGAGAAAGAGGCUUUAAAGAAGACCCACGAAGAAGAAAAGAGAGCCCUGGAAUCAGCUGUUCAAAACCUGCUGAAAGAGGUCGUAAAACUGAAGCAUCAAAGAAAAGAAAUGCGGAUGAUUCACAAGAAGGAGAAAGAGAGCCUUGAGGAAAUUUAUGAGCGAGAUCGAGUAAAGCUUAAAGAAGACUGGGAUAGGUACAAGGAGGAUUUACUAAGGAAAGUACAAGGUGAAUUUGACUGCAAAUUAGAAAAUGAGACCACAAAACUUGAAACUAGGUUAGAAGAUAUGAAACGAGAGAUGCAAAAGUCAGCGCAGAGAGCACAAGAGCUGGAGGCUACUUUGAGAGGAAUACCUCGUGAAAAUGAGCAACGAGUAUCAGACGGAGAUUAUAGUCAAGGAAUAGUGGUGAAAGAAAGUGAAGAACAGUUGAAAGAAAUAAAGUCAGCGAAGAAAAAACUUGAAGAGGAAUACGAGAAGAAGCUCAAGGCAGAGAAACGAAGGUUUGAAGAUACACUGCAAGCUCUACGGCGUGAGAUUGGAAGCUUGCAAGAAAAGAGAAGACUUAUCCAAGACAAGCUUUACAACCAAGAUCCAUCUGUUGUGGACAGACAUGUUAUGGAAAAAAGUCUGGCGAAUUUCAAAAUGGAGAUGCUUUCUAAAAUGGAGGAAGAAGUAUCACAAAAGAUCGCGCGCGAGAAAAAACCACUCGAAGAAACAAUAAGAGAGCUUCAAGAUGAGAAUGAAGAACUUAAAAGGCAAAGAUGGGAGCUAAGAAACCAGCUUAGGAGGGAGCGAUCUAAGUUAGAGGAACAGUUCGAACAGGAGAGAGAAAAAAUGGAAAGGCAAUUCUUAAAAGAAAAAGAGGAAUUGAAGAACAAGUUGGAAGUUAGGAUACAAAGAGAAAUGACAAAGAGAACAUUGGAAGAGAAAGUCACAAGAGCCCUCAGUCCAAGUUCGAACGUAAGUUUCAUGAAGUUGAUUCAAAACUGUAAGGCUCCCAUGCAUUGCUAACCGUGUCACAAACAUAUCAUAACUCACUUCAUAUACCCGCGUUCAACGUGUUGGUAUCACUUAAAUAUCUUGUUUCAAAGUUUGAAUACUUUCUUCCCCAGUUUAGAUUUUCGUGUCUUUGGCCAGUCUCGACUAUUCUUGACUACAUGCGGGUGUAGGCUAAUGUUAUAUGUUUUGUGAAUUACGGAGUAAAGUUCUGAAGCUGAAGAAAUCGAUGGAACACACUCUGAAAAUUAAAUGUUUUUCCAUUUCUAUAAUAGGAGUCCCCAUACAGUUCACAAGAAUCACCUAGAAGACUGAGAUCAGAAAACAUGACCUUAAGAGACGAUAAACAUCGUCUAGAGUUAGAAGUGAGGCAACUUACCAGCAAACUUGAAAAUCUUGAAUCAAGCUUCCAAGAAAUGAUGUCUUCUGAAAAGGAAAAGGUAUGUUAGAAUUAAAGACGCCUGUAAGAAUUGGAAAUUAAAUCAGAUAAAAAACAUUUCUAUCACUUACCAAAAAACAAUCAAAUUAAAAAAAAAUAUCGCGCAAUUGAAGUUUCAUUUUCUCAUAUUCCUCAAAAUGAGCAUUCUUCCAUUGAGGUUGGAUUUAUGAAUGACACCGAAAUUCAAUACGAAAAUUCUAAACGUUUUAGACUUGACGUCGUAUGAGAGCUAGACACAGCUUUCGUUCCAUUUGGAAGUAAAUUUACGUUCUAUAAAUUUGUUCAUCUUUUAGGUUGAAAAAAUGAGGAGGAUUCAAGCAAAAAUGCCCAAGAAGGUAACUAAGAUGUAAGAAAUCCCGAUAAUUUAACAUGAUAUGAGACCAAAUGACGUAAUCCCGCGUGACUGAUCAAAAAGACCAUUCAGUAACAGACUAAAUCAUAAUUCGAGGAUUUUGACUCAAUACAAGGAUAGUUCCUUAAUUUACCCAAUGGCUUCAGUGGUUUUAGUGAAAAAGUGUAACUAGAAUCGUUCCAUAACACAUGAGUAGAACUAUUCACCUGUCACUCUGGUUUAACAAGGGUUGCUCGAAAAAUAGUUGGCGCAGGAUAUUUACUUUGGUUAUAACCAGAGUUAAGCCAAAUUUAAACUAAAAUUUCUUUGUUCGAAAAGUGUAACUGGUGGUUAUAAGGUAAUGAAGGAGUUUGACGCGGAGAACUAAUUCGGCUCAUAUAGAAUGAAAUGCCAUAUUUUGACAGUUGUCUGACAUUUUUAUCCUUAAGCGUGCACUGACCGCCUAUUUAAGCACCUGAGCUCAGAUACAUUCAGAUACACCAGUGAAAUUGCAGUAUGUGCCUGCCCAUCCUUUUGAUAAAAUUUCAUCAGUGAGUAGCACUUUCUGGCAUUGAACAUCCGAAGGAUAUCAAUAGGAGGCGCUUAAUCGAUAGCUGACCGGAAACCUGAAACAAGCGCAUGCGAUGGAACCCAAUCAGUUAUAAAAGAAAACGUUUCUCCUACAACCUCAGACAAAAUAGUUAGAACCCUUAGUUGAUUAUCCCGACCCCACCAUUACAAAUUUGCAUAUCGCUUGUGCUUUGCGAAAGAGCGCCCUAAAAGGCAGGGGCGAGAGGUCUGCACUGUUUAGGUUAUCUAAGAAAAUCAGAAGUUUCCAAAGGAUGUUUGACCGAAGCUGUAGAACUUAGAGAAACUGAAUUAUGUUCUGACCGCAUGGGAAACCUGUUGUUAACAACCUUCAUUUUUAUCCACAGGUCACCUUCUCAGAAGAAGUAGAGACCAGAAGCAUGGACUAUCCCGCAGGUGACCAGAGCGAGACUAUACUUCAGGAACUACGAGAAAGGGACAGUCAAGUUAGAGAACUCUUGGAGGCUAAAUACUUUUAUGAAGAGGUUCUCUCUGAACUCUGUGAGGAGGCUGGACUCUUUGAACUUGAUCAAAACGAAAUUAUCUAGACUUAGAUAAUGCCAGGAAACAAGAGUCAUUGUUCUGCCCACCGCAACCUAUAAUUAUGUGUAUACUUUUUAGUCCGUUUUGUCAUACGUGUGUUCACUUUGAUAAAAUAAUAAGGUUAAAACAACAACAACAACA